AUGACGAGUCGAUCGCGCCACGACGUGAGAAGACAGCUUUUUCGCGGCAUCACGACACGAAUUUCGUCGCACAACUACAAUGGGGCCAAAGAGGAGGACAAGGAACAAAUCACAACACAGCAAUCCACGCAACCGCGAAGCGGUGACGGGAGCCGGCGUGGGGUUCUACGGGGAACCAGUGAGAUCACGCCGACGUUGGCGACGAAAUCGAACGUGAUGACGCUAACUCCCAGCAACACCUACUCAUCCACCAGCUUGGUGUCGGGCUCGACCGACAUCAACGGAACGGACGUCAGCGACAAGGUUUCUCUGCGGCAAAAGAGCGAGGCCGAUAUGGACCAGUACGAUUACAAGACGUUUAGCACGAUUCAUCCGCUGCGGCUAUCGAAGAUACGGGCGUUUGAGCAGGCCGAGAUGGCCCACAAGAUGUAUUUUGCCAAGGACGAGGACAUCGAGCGCAAGAAAAAUUGUAUGAUAGUGCAGGUUCCCGGACUGACGCUGCGGGAGUCUCGAGAGCUGAGUGUUGACGCUGGGUUUGGCGAGAACGAUUCGCAGAUGGAGGAUACCCUCGAGUACGGGGUGUACGAGGACGACGACAGCGACGAGGACGAAACAAGCAUGGAGAAAGACGACCCGUUUGUGUCUGCAGACAAGCGACUACGGAUAAUGAAGAAUGCUUUGCGUCCCGUUACCGAGGAGCAACUGGUUGCAAAGAAGCUGAAGCGGUCGCCGCUGAACACGGUGUUCCAGACGAGUCCGCAGUUUCUGAAGGACCUGGAUUUGCAGGAAUUAGAGCUUUGGGAGUUAAUGAACGAGGAAUUCGAGAAGGAGAUGGAAUCUGCGGGCAUGGACAGUCGCGAGGCAGCCAAGCGGGAGACUCAGAUGACGUUUUUGGACACGCCGUUGGACUCGUUGUCGUCGGUGUUGACGCCCGAAUACUCGACGAUGGUGUUUGAUGGCCUGCGGCGUGUCAUCAGACGGGAUCUUGACCGCGACAGUGUUGGGUUUAAUGUUGGUACGGAAUAG
This is a messenger RNA of Ogataea philodendri, 1026 nucleotides long. RefSeq lists its product as uncharacterized. NCBI's taxonomy places the organism in Eukaryota, Fungi, Ascomycota, Pichiomycetes, Pichiales, Pichiaceae. The coding region runs from base 1 to 1026 and encodes 341 amino acids. The record is from RefSeq and is a predicted model, not a curated record. The transcript has a single exon.